This is a messenger RNA of Triticum turgidum subsp. durum (durum wheat), 1434 nucleotides long. The record is from the annotation of a GenBank genome assembly. NCBI's taxonomy places the organism in Eukaryota, Viridiplantae, Streptophyta, Magnoliopsida, Poales, Poaceae.
AUGGACAAGGGUCACCCAGGGUACUCCAAGUACAUGAUCGACGCUAAGCUCCAGGAGCAGGGGUUCUUUGCUUCCCAGCACUGCGCCAACUGCGGCCAUGAGCUCCACCACAAGCCGAAGGACAUGGUUGGGUUUCCUGCCGGUGUCAAGUUCGAUCCGACGGACCAGGAGCUGAUUGAGCACCUUGAGUCCAAGGUGAUGAAGAGAGCUCACUCCCUCAUCGAUGACUUCAUACCCACCAUUGAGGGAGAAGAUGGCAUUUGCUACACCCAUCCAGAGAAACUCCCAGGUGUGACCAGAAAUGGCCAGAGCAAACACUUUUUCCACAGACCAUCAAAGGCCUACACCACAGGCACGAGGAAGAGGAGAAAGAUCCACGCAGAGACUGAGUUAUCCAACAGUAAAAAUGGUGCCGAGACGCGGUGGCACAAGACUGGCAAGACACGGCCGCUGAUGGUGGGCGGACAGCACAAGGGGUGCAAGAAGAUCCUAGUCUUGUACAUCAACUUCGGCAAGACACGAAAAGCAGAGAAGACUAAUUGGGUGAUGCACCAGUACCACCUCGGCGACCUAGAGGACGAGAAGGAAGGGGAGUUGAUUGUAUCAAAGGUCUUCUAUCAGACACAGCCACGGCAGACUGCCGCUGCCACGACAUCGACAGUAUUGCGUGAGCCUUCAACUAACGGCAAUAUGGAGGUAAAGAUGCCAAAGUCAAUGAAGAUUGGGCUCACUGAUCAUGCGGUUGCCGCUGCGGCUGCCAUCCAGAUGCAGCGACAGCAGCAGCAAUUGCUGAAGCAAGGUGAUGAGAUGAAAAAGGGAAAGGAGGGGCAGGACCAGCUGCAGCAGAAAUUUGACCACAGGCCUGCUGGCUUGGAAGGACUAAUAAUGGCCUGCAAAUCAGCAAGUACAAAAGAAGUUAGUUUUCUGAUCAAAGAACCGAGAACUGUAUGUGAAUCAGAGGUCCAAGACGGGGUAGAGGAUAGUGAGACACGGACGAAACUUAGGGGAAGCCCUUGGUGUUGCAAAGCAAAGAUGAGGAAAAGUUGUAUUCUCGUGCUGAGUUCAGCUUUCUGGAGUGGGCGGCGGCGGCGCCUACAUCGUAACCUCCUUGGAGGCGUCGCUUUGGAGGUUCAUCUUUUGGCUGUUGUGUGGAGUUCUCCCACCGUCAUGGGUGGCCGACGGGCCAUGUGCUUCUUUCUGAUCCGUCCUUCAAGAUCACUUAGUGUCUACGGACCCACGGCCGCCAACAGGAAGGACGACUUCUUCAACGAGUUGAUCGCGCAAAAGCCUCCUAGUGAACUAAAUGGAUCGCCAUGGAUGACUUCAACCAAAUUUACUGAGCUCGCGAUAAGAACAAACGAAGUUGUUAACCGCACCCGCAUCAACCGCUUCUGGGCUACCCUUACUCCUGCGAACUCAAAGAGAUUUUUUUAG